Molecule: messenger RNA, 2750 nt
Organism: Heterocephalus glaber (naked mole-rat)
Lineage: Eukaryota; Metazoa; Chordata; Mammalia; Rodentia; Bathyergidae
Gene: Aoah
Product: acyloxyacyl hydrolase
Biological process (GO): lipopolysaccharide catabolic process; negative regulation of inflammatory response
Molecular function (GO): calcium ion binding; acyloxyacyl hydrolase activity
Source: RefSeq, a predicted model, not a curated record
GUGCGUUUUUCUCUUCAGUUUUAGUUUUACCUAGCUUUGUUUGGCAAGAGUGAAAGGGGAAGAGCCUCCUAAGCAGACCCACAGAAUAAUCCCCACAGUUUAUGACCUCUGCUUUCAGCUGGAGAGGACGGAAGUGCCAUUGCUAAACUGUGAAACUCGGGCUUUCCUUUACCCUGUAAUGUUUAACUCAGAACUACACACUGAAGACUCCCUCCAGCUCCUCCCCGACCUAGACCCUGUGGCUCCCUCAGAUUACUGAGCUGUGAGUCUCCAGGUGGUGACUCAGGUGGACAGCUCUGAGAUGAAGUCCCCGUGCAGGAUCCUCAAGGUGGCUCCUGUGUUCCUACUCCUGCUCCUUCGCUUCUUGGCCUCUCCAGCCUCUGAUGACCAGUUCAACAUGGGCCACUCCAACGGCCACCGCUGUCUAGGGUGUGUGUUGGUGAUGUCUGUCAUCACACAGCUGGCUCAAGUUCACAACUCUACAGUGGAGGCCUCAAUGGAGAGGCUGUGCAGCUACUUGCCUGGAAAACUCUUCUUGAAAACCACCUGCUACUUAUUGGUUCACCUGUUUGGAUCAGACAUCAUAAAGCUGCUUGACGCAGACAUGAACGCUGAUAUGGUGUGUCACACUCUGGAGUUCUGUAAGCAGGACUCUGGCAGACCACAGUGCCAUCUCUACCCCUUGCCUAAGGAGGCAUGGAAAUUGAGACAAGAGAAGGCAAAACACACUGUCAAGAAGUCCGAGAACAUGAAAUAUCUCAAAGGUGGUUCUGAUAUUUGCUCACUCCCAUUUUUGGCCAAGAUCUGCCAGAAAAUCAAAUUAUCUAUACAAACUUCUAUGCCGUUCAAAGAUGUCGAUUCAGACAAAUACAGUGUUUUCCCAACGCUGCGGGGCUACCACUGGCGAGGGAGAGACUGUAAUGACAGCGACAAGACCGUGUACCCAGGCAGAAGGCCAGACAACUGGGAUGCCCAUCGGGACUCCAACUGCAAUGGCAUCUGGGGCAUUGAUCCCAAAGAUGGAAUUCCUUACGAGAAGAAAUUCUGUGAAGGUUCACAGCCCAGGGGAAUCAUUUUGCUGGGAGACUCAGCUGGGGCUCAUUUUCACAUCCCUCCCGAAUGGCUCAUAGCUUCGCAGAUGUCUUUGAACUCCUUCUCCGAUUUGCCAACAGCUCUUACUGAUGAGCUCGACUGGCCCCAGCUCUCAAGUGCUACAGGAUUUCUGAACUCCACCAGUGGGAUUGAAGAAAAAUCUAUUUACCUUCGUUUACGGAAAAGAAACCGCUGUAACCACAGGGAUUACCAGAACAUUUCAAGAAAUGGUGCAUCUUCCAGAAACCUGAGGAAGUUUAUAGAAAGCUUGUCUAGGAACCAGAUGUUGGACUAUCCAGCCAUCGUCAUAUAUGCCAUGAUUGGAAAUGAUGUCUGCAAUGGGAGGGCAGACCCAGUCCAGGCAAUGACCACUCCAGAGCAGCUCUACUCCAACAUCAUGCAGACCUUGAAGCACCUCGAUUCCCACCUGCCCAAGGGCAGCCACAUGGUUUUAUACGGCUUGCCGAAUGGAACCUUUCUCUGGGAGAAUUUGCACGACCGAUAUCACCCUCUUGGCCAGCUAAACAAAGACGUGACCUACGCACAGGUGUUCUCCUUCCUGAGCUGCCUGCAGGUCAACCCCUGCCAUGGCUGGAUGUCCUCCAACAAGACACUCCGGACUCUCACCUCCGAGAGAGCACAGCAACUCUCCAAUACACUGAAAACAAUCGCAGCCAGGGAGAAGUUUACAAACUUCGAUCUUUUCUACAUGGACUUUGCCUUUGAAGAAAUCACAGAAGAGUGGCAGAAACGAGGGGGACAGCCCUGGCAGCUCAUCGAGCCCGUGGAUGGAUUCCACCCCAACGAGGUGGCUUCAUUGCUGUUGACAGACAUUUUCUGGAAGAAGAUGCAGCGCCAGUGGCCCCAGGUCCUGGGAAAGGAGAAUCCAUUUAAUUCCCAGAUUGACCAGGUGUUUGGAGACCAGGGGGGGCACUGAGCAGCUCCCCUGGGCAGCACAAACCCGGACAAAUGCAGCCCACCCUGGAGGCUGCUGUCAGGGACCACAGGAUCCCUUCCUACCACCUUUGCAAAGCACUCCGCUCUUGAUUCACAGCACAGCUGAAUGGCAAUGAGAUGCUUUAUGCUUCCGGGAUCAAUUUCCUGCCAGCUGCCCCUGAAAUAACCUUUAAUAGGAGACUUUGAGGACCAUUCCAGGCAAGGGCAUAUCUGCGCCCUUCAAUGGUUAAUUGUUAUUAAAGGAGCUUCUCAAAACACAGAUGCCACCCUUCAAGGCUCAGCCAUUUACAUGGGGUCCUGGUGUCCCAGACACACUCACACACACACCAGUGAGGGAGGCUUCAGGAUGGCCAGGCAAGCUGGGGCUCUGCCUAGAAGGCCUGCCAAGGACUCUCACGAGCCAGGGACAUCCCAGGUUCCGUGCAUCCACUUUCAAAACAGAACACAAAACUGUAAAUGCAAAAUUAGGUACAAACUGGAAUAGUUAUUUACAAGGAGAAAAGAAUGCAUAGCUAAUUGCAAACCUUUAAAGUCAGCGAAUACCAUAAGCCUGCAAAGUCCAUAGAAAUGACCGUUUUUUUCUUUAAAAGUUUUUCGUAUAUUCUUUACCUGCAUAAUCUGAUUGCUUCUUCCUUGCAACAAUGAUUUUGUGAUAUCAUUGCCUGUAGAAAGAAUUAAAAAAUAAAAUUUGUUGCUUCUUA